This is a messenger RNA of Suillus plorans, 927 nucleotides long. RefSeq lists its product as uncharacterized. Lineage: Eukaryota; Fungi; Basidiomycota; Agaricomycetes; Boletales; Suillaceae. The transcript has 2 exons. Bases 1 to 927 code for a protein of 308 amino acids. The record is from RefSeq and is a predicted model, not a curated record.
AUGGUAGCACCUCCUGCAUCAGUAAUAGCGGACGCCAUACUUCCCGCGUGCACGCUACAACCGGCACCACCACCAACACCGGCACCUAACGCGCCUUCCCAAGUCCACCAACUCCACGUUCACAGCGCGCGCGCCCGAAACACGUCAACAAGUGUUGACGCGAUGCAAACACACGCGGACGACACGCGAAGACGAAAGGACAAGAGAAUCGAGGAAGGGAGAAGGGAUGGUAUAGAGAUGAAGGAGGAAAGAGGAACUCGAGGAGACGAGACUUUGGGCACGCUGAAACAACAACGACGACGUCAUAUGUGUCACGUCGCCAGCGCCUAUCUUUGUGCGCCCAGCACUCGCACCACCACCAGCUUUCACGCCAAUGCCACCAUCCACGACGCCAAUGCCACCAUCUACGACGCCGACGCCACCAUCCUCGACGCCAAUGCCACCAUCCACGACACCAACGCCACCAUCCACGACACCAACACCACCAUCCCAUCUACGACGCCAACACCUACGCGACACACUGACUCGCCAGCAUCAAGCGUACACGCUCAGACCACGCCAGCGAAUGCUGGCGUGGCUCGAAUGCACACGGAAGACACCAGGACGAAGAGAGAAGGAAAAGAGGAGGAACGAGAGGAGGAAGGAAUGAUCUUGUCAGUAAGUCGCCGUCCUGACUCUGCCCCCAUUUUCUGCAAUGAGGACGCGACGCCUGACACAUCACACUCUCGCGCCACCACACCACCAUCUCCCAUUUCGACACGCUCACCUUCGACUUUGAUCGUAUGCGACACACCACCUGCCGCGACAUCAGCGUCUAUUUCGACGCGUCCGUCAUUCGCGCCGUGCCUCCACUCCUCCUUCUUGUGCCAUCCACAUAUGUUCGAGUCACGUCAGCAUUCGCUGACGUGUGCUGGACAUAUGUGCUAA